UUAAAUGAUAAUAAUAAUAAUAAUAAUAAUAAUAAUAAUUAUAAUAGUAAUGUAAAUGGUAUAGAUUUUGAAAAUAAUUUAAAUUAUAUUAGCAAUAAUAAUAAUAAUAAUAAAAAUAAUGGCAAUAAUAAUAAUAAUCCAGUAGAGGAACUACCUAGUUUACACAUUAGCAAUUUAGAUAGUUUAAAACCAACAAAACCACAUUCUUCAACAAAUAAAAAUAAUAAAAAUAAUAAUAAUAAUAAUAAUGAUAAAGAUAUAGAUAUGUUUGCAAAACCAAAUAAAAAUAAUAAAUUUAAAGGUCAUAAAUUACCAAGAUGGUCAAAAGAAAGUGAAAAUCCAUUCAAUAAAAUUGAUUCUAGUUAUAAGAAAAACGAAGCAAAGAAUAUAGAAAGAGCAAAUAAAGUUAAAGAUGCAAUGAAAUUUGCAUGGGAUUCUUAUAAAGCAAAUGCAUGGGGUCAUGAUGAAUGGUUACCAACACGAGAGGGUAACAGUGAUUGGUUAGGCGGUUUUGGUUUAUCAAUUGUUGACUCAUUGGAUACACUUAAAAUUAUGGGUUUACAAGAAGAAUUAAAUGAUGGUAAAGAUUGGGUUAAGCGUUUAAAUCACGUAAGGGCGGGUGAUAAAAUUUCAGUAUUUGAAGCAAAUAUUAGAUAUUUAGGUUCCUAUUUGGCAAUGUAUGAUUUAACAGGUGACGAAGUUUAUAAAAAUAAAGCAAAAGAAUUUGGUGAUAUUUUAAUGCAUUCAUUUGGAUCAGACCCAUUUCCAGCAAGUUUUUUAGGAUUUUUAGAUCAUGAAACUAGAAUUCCGGGAUGGACAGGUUCAUGUGUAAUUUUAUCAGAAUUUGGAACAAUGUCAUUAGAGUUUUCACGUCUUUCAGAUAUAACAGGCGAUCCAAAAUAUAAAAAGAAAACUGAUGGUAUCAUUCAAGCACUUAUGAAAAUGAAACCACAACUUAAAGGUCUUUACCCAGUUUUUAUUUCACAAGAUGGCAAACGUUUUUGUAAUAACCAAGUUUCAAUUGGUGCUAUGGGUGACUCUUAUUAUGAAUACCUCUUAAAGAUGUGGAUGUAUACUGAUGGCAGGGAAGAAUUGUACUCUAAAUUAUUUGAAGAAGCAGCAGAUUCAAUUAUUGAACACCUUUAUAAGGUUAGUCCAGGUGGUAAUGGUUAUAUUUCCACUUAUGAAUAUGGUUCAACAUCAAAGAAACAAGAACAUUUAACAUGCUUUGCUGGUGGUAUGUUUGCCUUGGCUGCUGCCUCUGGAAUUUCAUCUAAAGAUAAUAAAAAUAAGCACUAUAUGGAAGUUGGCGCUGAAAUCACUAGAACCUGUGCACAAACUUAUUUAGAAUCACCAUCAGGUUUGGGUGCAGAAAUUUUCGUAUUUGAAGAUAAUGGUAAAAUCCGUCAAUCUGGUCCAGGUACCACAACUUGGUAUUUCUUAAGACCAGAAACUGUCGAAUCUAUUUUCAUUCUAUGGCGUUUGACUGGUGAUGAAAAAUAUCAAGAAUGGGGUUGGAAAAUUUUUGAAGCCAUUGAAAAGUACUGCAGAUUAGAAAAUGGUUAUGCUGGCUUAAAAGAUGUCAACAAUAUAAAGGAUAUCCAUCAAGACGAGGUUCAACAAAGUUUCUUUAUGGCAGAAACUCUCAAAUAUAUUUAUUUAAUAUUUAAAGACUCUAAUACCAUUCCACUAGAUAAAUAUGUUUUCAAUACAGAAGCACAUCCAUUUUUAAUUAAUUACUAAAUUUAAAAAGAAAAAACAAAAAAAAAAAACCACUAAAAUAAUAAUAGUAUAAUGUAAUAAUAUUUUAAUAAAUAAAAAAAUAUUUUAUAUUUUUAUGGUUCUUUUUUUUUUUUUAAAAAAAAAGAAUUUUAUUUUUGAUAAUGU
Molecule: messenger RNA, 1887 nt
Organism: Dictyostelium purpureum
Lineage: Eukaryota; Evosea; Eumycetozoa; Dictyosteliales; Dictyosteliaceae
Exons: 3
Coding region: 265-1743 (492 amino acids)
Biological process (GO): N-glycan processing; carbohydrate metabolic process
Cellular component (GO): endoplasmic reticulum; Golgi membrane
Molecular function (GO): mannosyl-oligosaccharide 1,2-alpha-mannosidase activity; calcium ion binding
Source: RefSeq, a predicted model, not a curated record